Porites evermanni is the source of this 1164-nucleotide messenger RNA. Lineage: Eukaryota; Metazoa; Cnidaria; Anthozoa; Scleractinia; Poritidae. The record is from the annotation of a GenBank genome assembly.
AUGAGCAAUGAAACGGAAUUAACAACGCAAGAAUCAAGAUCACGAAAGACAAUAUGCAUAUUGCUUUGUACUCCUUUUAUAAUGUUCACUGUUUGUAUUGCUGCCUGGAGACCCAUUUUAAUUCCGUAUUCAUACAAAUUUGUGAAGAUCGUCUCUUUACAUAUUAUUAAUGAUAAAGAGAGAUUUUUGGCCAACGAACUGGUGCUUGCUCGAAAGGAAUGGAGAUCGUAUCAACUGGAGAGACAAUUCGGUAAACAGUGGUGCAACAAGAAUAAAUUUGGGUCACGAAAAGAUGUAGCGUGGUUAACUGUUAUGGUCAAUGAUGACUUUGUCGUUCCCGCUUUGGUUCUUGGUCACUCAAUUCAAACAUUUUCUUGUCACAAGAAUAUGAUUGCGCUUAUAUCAGAAAAUGUGAGUGAGGAUACACAAGACGCGCUUCAAAGGGUCGGCUGGGAAACUCGUUUAGUCGAAGAAAUGGAUUGCGAUUGGAUGGAUGCUAAAGUUGGUGGAGAUCGAAAUAGCGGACUUUUUGGAAGACCUCUAGGACACAGAAUUAAGGGAACACACACAAGAUUUCACGCGUGGAACUACACAGAGUUCUCCAAAAUGAUUUAUGUUGAUGCUGAUUACAUGCUGAUGUCUAACAUAGAUGAACUUUUUGACAUCCCGGAACACUUUGCAGCCGCGCCUUGCUCCCGACCUGGUGUUCUGGAUCCUUGUUUCAAUGCAGGGCUUCUGGUGUUCAAGCCAGAUUUGAAAACCUAUCAAGAAAUCAUGAAACACUGGCGGGAGACAACAGAAAAAGACACCUGCCCAACGGAUCAGGAAUUGCUGAAUGAGUUUUAUGCAGACAGUGGCUGGAAAGAACUUCCCUAUGCGUACAACAUCAGGCGGAUAAUCUUUCGGCCCAUGAUGUCAUUCCACUAUGCCUGCUGCCGACCUCCAAAGCCAUGGACGUCAGAAUGUCGUCCAAGUAGAAAGGAGGCGAGUAAGUUUGACGGUCCCAUUAUAACUGUCGAUGAUAUGGCAUUAGUUUUCUGGAAGAAUUUCUAUGAACUUCUUGCGCAUUACAACUUGGAGGACUGGUGGAGAUCUACAAUUUUUUCCAGGCCAACGCAAGAGUUUAGAAGUGAUUCAAAUUCUACUUGCUGGAGAAUUACUUGA